CGGCCCCGGGGCUUCCGCGGGAGCGGCUUGGCUGCCGUGCGUCGGGAGGGCCUUUCCUGGGCGCCCCCGCCCCGCCGAAGUCUCCGGGGGCUCCGCCUCCUCGCAGCGGGGGGGGGGGGGGGGCCGGGCCGGCCAACUUCUCCGGGCGGGCGGGCGGGCGGGUCUGCGGGCAGAAGGCGGGAAGCCUCGGGCGGCGGCGGCGGCGUGGUCGUCCCCGGGUGGUGGCGCGGCCGGGCUUGGCGGGGCGAUGGCCGCCCUGGUGGUGCCGGCGCCGGGCCUGCAGAUCCGCUCGCGCUCCGUGGAGCAGACGCUGGUGCCGCUCGUGGCCCAGGAAAGUUCUGUUGGUUUAUGAAAAUAUCAUGGAGUGGCUGUGCAGAUCUAAGCCAGCUGGAGCAACUUGCAAAGGAUUGCAUUGUGAUUGAUCCAAGAAUAGGUCAGAUCACCACUCUCAUCAACCACAAGGACAAACCAAAGCGGUCUGACAAGACUCUGAGAGUGAUCCAGCAAGUGGGCCAAUCUGUAAACCUGGCGGUUGGGAGAUUCGUGGCAGUGGGUGAAGCGAUUGCCCAUGAAAACCAGGAGCUGACAGAGGAGAUGAGUGUUGCUUGCAGUGAUGCAAAGCGAGCAGGGGAGACGAUUGCUCAUCUUACGGAUACAGCAGCCUUGGAUCAUCCGGAAUCUGAUAACCAGAUAACCAUUUUUACGGACAAAACUGGAGUAGUUAAAGCUGCCCGAUUGCUGCUUUCUUCAGUGACUAAAGUGUUGGUCCUGGCUGACCGAAUAGUGAUUAAGCAGAUUAUAACUUCUAAAAACAAGGUCCUUUUAACAAUGGAACAGCUAGAGAAAGUGACUACUUUUCAGGAAUUUGUGCAAAUAUUCAGUCAGUUUGGAAAUGAAAUGGUGGAAUUUGCCCAUUUAACUGGAGAUCGACAAAAUGACCUGAAGGAUGAAAAGAAAAAGGCUAAAAUGGCAGCUGCUCGUGCCAUUCUGGAGAAAUGCACCAUGAUGCUUCUUACCGCUUCCAAGACCUGUCUGAGGCAUCCCGACUGUGAAUCCGCCCGCAUCAACAAAGGAGCCGUCUUUCACAGAAUGAGACUCACCUUGGAGCAAGUAAUAGAGAUUGUCACAGAUGCUCGUCCCAACGGAGAGCAUGAACCUGGGCCCGUGAGCAUCUACACUGGCAUCAAGGAGUUCAAGAGUAAAGUGGAAAGUCUGCGCGACGGCCUUUACCUUCUGUCGAAAGAGAGUCUCCGGGCCAUGCUGCGGGUCAUCCUGGAGCACACAGAAGAUUUCACCGACUCUGCGUACACCAGCCACGAGAACCGAGAGCGUAUUUUGGAGCUGUCCAAGCAUGCCAAGGUGGAGCUGGAGCAGCUGCUGUCGGCGUGGACGUCUGCUCAAAGUCAGAAGAAGAGGGAAGUCACAGAGGACAUGGAGGUGGCCCUGCUGAAAAUGUGUCAGUGCAUGAACGAGCUUCAGAAAGAACUCCACAGUGCAGCCACUUCUGUUGCCACAGACCUGCUGAAAUAUCAUUCGGAUCACUUGGUCUUGAAAGCACUGAAAGCCUCCGGAGGGGAAGGAGACAUCGAAGCUGCCGCAGAGCACAGCUGCCAGCUCUCUGAGCAGAAGGAACAGUUGCUUGAAAUAUGUCGUUUAUUGAGACAUGUUUCUGGAACAGAGCCACUUGAAAUCACCUGUCUACAUGCAGAAGACACUUUCCAGGUGACUGGGCCUCAGAUAAUAUCUGCAGCAGAAACCCUGACGCUCCAUCCUUCCAGUAAGAUUGCAAAGGAGAACCUGGAGGUGUUCUGUGAGGCUUGGGAGUCCCAGUUGAGCGACAUGUCCCUGCUGUUACGGGAAAUCGGUGAUGUUGUGGAAGGAAGACGAGGAGAGAAGCGUACCUACCUGUCUCUGCCCAGGCCAGGGAAGCAUAAUUCAAAUUUGAAAGGCUUAAAGCCAGUCCGACUUGAUAGUGAGGAACAAGCAAAACUGGGGAAAUCAGGCUUCGAACUGCGUGAGCUGACCUCCUGUGUCAACUCUGAGAUGGAGAAAUGGGAUGACCCAGAAAAUGAGAUUGUGCAGCACGGGCGGUGCUUAUCCGGCAUGGCCUAUUCUAUGUACUUAUUUACAAGAGGGGAGGGGCUUCUCAAAACCACCCAGGAUUUGUUUCAACAAGCAGAGGCCUUCGCUACGGAAGGGUUAAAGCUCAUUUCAGCCCUCCUGGCAUUUUCUAAUCAGUUAGAGGAUGACGACAAACCGUUGCUUCUGCAGGAGAUUGAAAAGAUGGUCCCUGCGUAUCAGCAGCUUCAGAUAACAGCUAAAGCCCCCAUUCAGAGCAGAUCAGCAACUGUGGCCAAGGUGGAUACGUGUAUUCAAGAAGCCAAGCAUAUUCUGAAUAUCCUGGUCCAAGUUUUGCCACUAAGCUGCAAGUUACUGAGAAAAGUGAGUGGACGUGUAUAUAAAUGCGACAAGAUGUACCAAUUUCUGGUGGAGAGACCACUUUGACUUUGUUGCAGCACAGAGCAGGAAAUGGCUACCUUAGGGGGCCUCGUCCUUGGAGAGAAAACCGCUUCCAUGCCACCAUGAAAGACCUCAGCAAGCUGGCAGGAAAAAUGGACUUCCUUGGAAUCAAAGCCCUGAAACAACAUGUAGCAAACCUCACAUUUUCGGAGCACAAACACUUCCGAGUCCUUUAUUUGGCAAUUAAGCGAUUUCUGUGCAGGAGCUACUCCCCUGCUGAACCCCUCCUCCUCCUGGCUUUCUUUUGAGGAAAGUGAAUUCAGGUUAGGAAGAAGAUCUUGUAACCUUUUCACAUCUGAUAGAUGUCGUGGGACUUGGCAGUUAACCACAACAACAGUCAGCUUUUAAUAACUGCAUAUUUUUGUAACGUGAAUCUAUUUUUGUUUGCUUAAUAAUACUAUUUUUGUAAUUAGGUACAUUUGUGAAGGUCUUGCUGCUCUACCCCCAAGAUGCUGCUGCGGAGACUCAUGCGCAGGAACUGGGUGCUCUUUGGACGUGCUCUGCAGGAAGGGUCUUUGGUCACUCGCCUAAACCCCAGAACCUGUCCGCUUUUGCUGGCAUUCACGGCCUGCCUCAGACUGGCACGACAGCCCAUCUGCAGGUGGGCCACUGGGGUGGGACGGCGGGGGGCAGGCAAGAUCUCCUUGGGACAGGGGUUCUUCUGGAGCCACUAGCUCAUUGCAAGAAAGCUUUAACGAGGGUAUUCUAGACAUUUUCCUUUCACAAAUAGAUUUGUGAGGUUCUUGAAGCUAAAAAUGAAAAUUGUUAGUAGUGUCGAAUGAAGCCAGUUGUGCAAACCUCACAUUUUCUUAGUAGCAUUUUCACAGUAUGACCCAAGCCCAGUGAAUCCAAAGCAAGCCCAUGUGACGGGUGCUUCGGAUCACAGCUUUAGAAACUGUAGCAUCACGAAGAUAGUUCAGACUCCCUUGGAAUAGUUGCUUGGAUAGGUUAGGUCCAGAAUUUCACUGUUACGGUUCCAGCAUCAUCUCUCAGCAGCUCAAUGGCUCAGCAGAUUGUCUGUGUGGUUGCCAAACUCCCUGUACGACCAACAGGAUGGGCUCUAGCAAACAGGGGAGUCGUAUUCUUGCUAGUCUCUAAGAUGUACAGUGGAGGCCCCUUGGAAGCAGUGGGCCCUUAGCCAUUCUCUUCACCUGAUAGAAAAAAACAAGGCUGCCUGCUGAAUGGGCGGACAGGCACUGGGGUGGUUAAGGACCACUUGUUCAACAUUCCCCCUCCCCCAUGGAAAUUUCAUGAGGCCAACAAACAACUGGAAAUUUGGGGUUUGGUCCCACAGAGGUUUCCCCCACCUGGCCUUUGGCUGUACUAAAAUGAUUGAUUGGUUUCCCCCACCCUGGAAGGGGCAUUUUGGGCUGCAGAGAGAGAGACAAGAAGAGUCACAUUCUAGGACUGGAAAAUUUAUGUGGAUGGAAAUUACUGCUGGGUCAAAACCCCACUGUUUGCUAGCAAAUGUCUGUUUCUGCUGGUGGAUAACCACGCAACUUGCUGGAACUAGACAACUUUCAAAAAUUGAGAUCUUCAUGGUAACCAGAUUACCAUGAUAGUUCAUCACUUUUGGACUUCACUUAAAAAAACAAAGCAAAAUAAUGUUAACGCAGGUCUUUAAAAGAAAUGUUUAUUAGCGUCAGAAUCUCCUAGCGUGUAAAGAAGAGGGUAUUUCAGCACUGGCCUCCUGGACUCUGGUGCAGUAUUUUAAGGGCAGGAUCCAGCUGACUCUGAUGGUGGUGCUCAGCCCUGCAUACACUCGCUUAAAAGGGCACUCCCUGAUGUGUGUACGGUUAACAUUCAGCAAAAUGUCAAGCACAUGAAUGUAAUAAAUGGAGGGUUCCUGUA
This is a messenger RNA of Sphaerodactylus townsendi, 4371 nucleotides long. It is a transcript of the gene CTNNAL1, whose product is annotated as catenin alpha like 1. The transcript is spliced from 19 exons. Gene Ontology annotation, molecular function: actin filament binding; cadherin binding. The record is from RefSeq and is a predicted model, not a curated record. The coding region runs from base 349 to 2505 and encodes 718 amino acids. NCBI's taxonomy places the organism in Eukaryota, Metazoa, Chordata, Lepidosauria, Squamata, Sphaerodactylidae. Gene Ontology annotation, biological process: Rho protein signal transduction; cell adhesion.